AUGCAAUUCAUCAAGAGCCUUCAACGAACUAAUUCCUUCAAAACAAAUAAUGCACAAGAAUGGUCCAAGAAGGAGCUUGAGCUCUUCUUUCGAUCUAUCGGAUUAGAAUUAUUCACUUCUAAAAUAUUUUCCAAGCAAAAUCCUUUAUUUUCAUCAGUUGAAAAUGGUGAAAUGUUCUUGACAGCUGUCAAUAAUAUAUUUAAUAAUACUGAUACAAUGUUACAAGAGAAGAGUUCUUGUAUUGACUUGUAUGAUCCAUAUGCAAAAUUAGAUACAAAAUCACUUUCUUUUUUAGUGUCAAGUGUCAGCCAUUUAAUUGAUGACUUGGAUAUUGGAUUGUAUAAAGUUCAUGAAUUGGAAGGGUUAAUUGGAGCAUUUUUACAUAUUUCUAUUGAUAAUCAAUCAUAUAGAUCAUCAAAUAAUUCUAAAGCAACUAAACCAAGUGCUAAAUUCGAUUCCAUUCCAACACAUCCAUUAAUUAAACAAAGAUUGAAUCAAUUAAACUUGUAUUUAAAGAUUCAAAAGACAUAUUUCCAAGAAUUAUCAGAAAAGAAUGAAAAUCAAGGAAAAGAAAUUGACAUUUCUCAUUCAGGUGAAGAAGAAAAUGAUUUUUACAAUUUUCAACAAAAUUUUGUAUUGGACCAUUUCAUUGCUUUACAAUAUUUCAGAUUUGAUCAGAAUUCUGUACAGAAAAAUAAGGUAGCCAAUCAAAUGAGUAGUUCAAGUGAAUCAGGAUUAGUGGAAGAUCAACAAUUUUUAACAGAAGGUGUGAAAUUUGGUCAUUUACGUAAACUUUCCAUUCAAUUGAAUAAUUUGAAAAAUAAUGUGAAUCAUUAUGAUGAAAAUUUCACAACUCAUGAAAAGAAUAAGGGUUCCAAAUCAUUGUUCUUUGCCUCUUCAGGUGAUAAGGGAUUUUUCGUUUCACAAAGUAUUGAAAGUGUUGAAGCAGCAUUUAUUGGAAAUGGAGUUGAUUGUCGAUUGCUGACAACUCAUCAAGUGAUGGAAUAUUUGAGAUAUAGAAGAAUUAUGAAAAAAUCAUCACUCUUACAAAUUAUUGAUUUGAAUGAAAUUGAUGGUCAAGUUUUUGUUACAAUGAGAGAUCCAAUGGAAUGGAAAGUUUUACUGUAUCCAUACAGGAAUGAGAUACCAGGCGCCAAGAAUGGAAGUGUCUAUGAAUGUAUUUGUACUUUGGCAAAUGCAUUGGCAAAUAUUGUAAAGGCAAUUUGUAAGAAUAAUUUCAAAUUGGGUGAAAAUAAGGAAGCAAGGGAAUUGAAACAACUUGAACUGUAA
Naegleria gruberi is the source of this 1290-nucleotide messenger RNA. RefSeq lists its product as uncharacterized. NCBI's taxonomy places the organism in Eukaryota, Heterolobosea, Eutetramitea, Acrasida, Naegleriidae. The record is from RefSeq and is a predicted model, not a curated record. The transcript has a single exon. Bases 1 to 1290 code for a protein of 429 amino acids.